UUAUUUAUUUUAUUGAAAUUAUUAUUUAUUUCAAAGAAUAAUCUUAACCAUGAAUCCUCAAACUAAAUCAACAGCGCUCUCUGCAGAUCUAAAUAACUUUAUUUACGGCGUUUCACGAAGAAAUUACCAAAAUGCACCUGAAUUAACCAAAAUCGGAUUAUCCUUACUAAAAAACUUCCCUGCAGCUAGAGAUGCUGUCUUGGAGUAUUUUGCCAUGAUUUUUCAUGAAGCAGUUAACAUCUCCAUAAAUCAAAUUGAUAUCGAAGCAGACUCAGCAGCGAAUGGCCCACUGGAAGCUGUCAGUAUGAUUGGUCCUGAGCUGUGUGCGCUGGGUGAAUCAUGGGCACCCUUCACUGCUCCUUGGUGUAUAAAACUGAUAAUGGAUAUAGCUACAGACAAGGCUAAUGUACAAAAUUCAACUUUACAAAAUACUGAACCAAUCAGAAUUCUACUGGACAUUACUACACAAAUCCUGACUUUACUCAAUUCAGAAGAGAGAGCAAAAUGUAUUGACAUGAUGAUAGAUUGUAGAGCAUGUUCCUGGGCUGUGGGGUGGGUAGGUCGCGCUGAGCCAGCUCUGGUGGCACCGAGGGCAUUAGCCCUAGGACCUGACGCAGCCAGGGCUGUGCUUGCUCACCUGGCCAACCACCCACCAGCACUGUUCCAUGUCCGAGCGGCACUACUAGAGUUAUUCCAUGAUGCCAUUAGUGACAAAAGCCAUGCAGAUAAGAAGAGAGAUGUUAUACCAUAUUUGUUGAAUCUGGCAUCAAAAUCUGAUAUAGUCUUAAAGGCACUGACACAAGAUGUUGAACAGACGUUAACAGAAAGCGUCAUGGAGCGGCUAUGCGCGGUGUGCGCGGCGCACGGCGCGGCGUGGGAGGGCGUGCGGCCUGACGCAGUAGUGACGUUGCUGAUGCGCGCCGACUGCCGCUGCCUGCUGCUGCUGCUGCGGUUCGCCCGGACACACCUCUACUGCCGACAGCUGCUAGAGUACCUACUACAGAAGUUGGAAUAUGAGAGUCUUUUCCCAGACAAGAUACCUCCCCUGAUCAUGAGUGCAGCGGAAGAAAUAGAUAUCAUGAGAGAGAAGCUACUCGAUGGCAACCAAUUGGAGCAGUAUUCUAUUGCCAGGAUACUUAUACUUGUUUCAUACAAUUUGCCAUCCGAAUUUGUGAGUACAAUCAGCUACUUACUACAGUAUUCUAGGAACGAUACGACUCUGGCGUUACUGGUUCGUAUUAUAUCCGGUACCCUGACGAUGCACACACCAAAUGACUCAAGCGACAUAAACUUAGAUACAGAGAGAUAUCAUAAUUUCAUAACAAACGGCAUAGAAUAUGCUUUCCGAGACGCUGAGUUGUCUGAUACUCAGAUCAAGCAAUACUUCAUAGACGACAAUGGCAAGGAACAGAAAACAUAUCUGCACUAUCUCUGCCUCAAUAUCAUCAAGUUGUUAAGAUGGGAGAACAGCAGCCGCAUAUCGUCCCUACGGGGGUGGCGCGUGGGGCGUGUCGGUGGCGCGGUGGCGGGCGCGGCGGGCCGGCUGGGGGCGGCGCUGGCGGCGCGCGCGUGCCUGCUGCGUGCUCGCGCGCCGCACACCGCCGCGGAGUUGGAUCAGAUGCCGACGUGUCACGCGCUAGCUGAGGUGCUGGACCGUAUUGACAUGUCUGGGACGAAAGCGCCGCCGCCGAGCGUAGAAGCCAUCAUAAAAGUAAUUCAAGCUACCGUCAAAUACUUCUUCCGGUGUUUACACGAAAAAAACGUAAUGCAGAAACUCCUAGGUGUGCAGACAGCUUGUCGCCUGCUGCACAAGCUGUGUCUCCACAGCAAGCUCGCCCGGGCCGUAGCUCUCAGGAAUUUGCUGGAGACAGCGAUGUUCACAGAGGGACGGACUUUCGGCUCGCCGGCCGACCCGUCCGCCCCUCCCACACAACUUCUUAUACACAUGAACCGUAGACACGGGCCGAUAACUCAACUGACACAAUCGCACACGUCGGUGUUCCACGCGGGCAUCAUCGGGAAGGGCGUGCGGCGGACCGCCCCCGACGACGCCACGCCCCCCAUACUCACCACCAAUAACGAGCUGCUCAUGGGCGCGCUCAUGUCUUGUAUGGACGGCAACAGCGGCAUCGUGGAGGGCGCUACGUCUAUCUCGCUCCUACUAGUGGAACUGGUUUCGCCCGACGUCAUGUACAACGGCCUGCCCUGGCCUGACGAGGACUUCACCAAGCAAGUGAGUAUAGAACGCGAGCUAUACAUCCGCGGCGCGUUGGAGCGGUGUGCGGUGGCGCGCGCGGCGCUGCGGCGGGCGGCGCGCGCUCGCCCCGCCCUCUGUCUGGCGUCCGCGCUGCUGCGUGCCAUCGCCGCGACGCUGUUGCACCGCACGCGCGCGCACCUUGACACGCAGUCGGCGGAGAUGUCCCGCGAACUGGCGGCGAUGACGGAGCUGCUGAGCACCAUGUCGCUCGGCCAGCUGCUGCCGCACCCGCUGACUCACAUACACCAGCUGGCGCCCGACCUCACCGCGGCCGAGAUAGUGCAAGUGCUACGGGACUGCAUCUGGAACUACACGCGCGACAACGUCCCCUCGCCCGCACUAUUCACAUGCGAUGCGUCAGGGCUACACUGGCGGGACCCGGCGACAUGCAAGCCGCUAGCGAUCUACACCGACACGCUUCGCAUCAUUAUACAGAAGAGGAUAGCCAAACUCGGCCACAUGUACCCACUCAUGUUCCUCAAUCUAGAGAAGGAGGCGUAAUACUGUAGUAGUUUUAAGCAUGUAAAUAUUGUAAAUAAAAUAAAG
This is a messenger RNA of Aricia agestis (brown argus), 2803 nucleotides long. It is a transcript of the gene omd, whose product is annotated as integrator complex subunit 5. The coding region runs from base 50 to 2758 and encodes 902 amino acids. The transcript has 17 exons. Lineage: Eukaryota; Metazoa; Arthropoda; Insecta; Lepidoptera; Lycaenidae. Gene Ontology annotation, cellular component: integrator complex. The record is from RefSeq and is a predicted model, not a curated record. Gene Ontology annotation, biological process: snRNA 3'-end processing.